GCUCCAUCCAACCUACUGGACAAUCGCUUGAUAUUCACCACCAGAAACCAAGCGAGACUUGCAGGGUAUUGAGGGAAAAUUCACAGAAGACUUACAUUCACUGGGACUGGUGACCGAGAGCUCAGGAGCAAAAAGACACAGUCGUCACUUUCAAGAGACAAGAAGUCAAGGGAGCUGUUAAUGCAACAUGAUCCAAAGGGUCUCGCACUAAAUAUACCACUGUGUCAGAGAGUGGCACUAGCUCUUUCUCCUGAUUCAACAGGUAACUUUUUUUUUGUUUAUUUCAACAGCAAAGACAUUUUAGAGAGGUUAAUGAUCUAAAGAUUCAAAAAUGUAACUACAGAUCACUCAAGAUUUUUUAAUUUAGUUCAUGUCACAGCCAUACAAUCCCUCUUUUUAAGUCACUAUGAAAAAAUUAGAUGGGAGCACAUCCCCAAAGAAAGGGGCAGGUGAAAAAAUUGAUCCCCCCAGCCCCGUCGUCCCACCAAAACGUUCCAAAGUGAGCCCAGAGCGAGUGUUUGCCGAGCCUAGAGGACCCGCUCAUCUGAGCCCGACUCCUCCGGUUUUCACGCGCAAAAUGCGGAAUGCCGCCGUCGGGACGGGUUGCGACAUCCGGCUUAAGGUGACUGUUUCUGGAGACCCCCAGCCUUCCCUCUAUUGGUACCACAAUGACGAGCUCCUCAACAUGGAAAACCAGGAAUACGGAGGCCUCUGGAUUAGGGAUUGCAAGCCCACUGAUGCUGGCCUCUACACCUGUAUUGCCAAUAACCACCUGGGGGAGGCCCGGAGCAGUGCUGUUCUAGCUGUCUUGGAUCUUGGUGAAGAAUCAGACAGCAGUGAGGACGAAGGAGGAGUCCAAUUUGAGACCAAUGACAAUAGUGUGGAUUAUAAGGACCAUGCAGUGCAUUCAGUGAUGGACAAACAUGCAGAUGAUGAAACCAGAACACGGGAAGAUUUCACUAAAACAAGGAGCCAGCCAAAUGAUUCUCCAAGAGGUUCUCCACCAGAGGUUCUCCCACCCCCAUCCCCAAGACUCGUCAAACGUCCCUCCACCUCUCCAAUGCCAAGUCGCUCUGGUUCAACGACACCUCUCAGCUUGCAGAAAAAAGUUGCUGUGCCAGUAGAAUACCAAGACACAGUGCCUGCAGAGUUUGAAGAAAAGAUUAAAAUGCCCAAAUCCUCAAAUAACACUCAGGAUUCACGACCACAAACUCCACUGAGCGAGUACUCCCGAAAAGAGUUUACCCCCAGACCAUCCCCAAAGCUUACAAGGGCAAGUUCGAAAGUUUUUGAGAAGGUUCGUGACUUGGAGGAAAGAAGGCGAAGUCUGGAAUUUCCCGAAGGUUCCAUAACAGGGCGAUCCUGGGCAGGGUUCAAUCGAGCGGGUUCUGUCGACUCAGAUGAUGGAGGUAGCCGGUUGGGUAUCUCCAGGGAAAGUUCCAGGGAAGAUUUAAGAGAAGCUCUCAAAGAAGAUGCAGCAGAACGUAGAUUCAUGUUUAAACAGAGAGCUGCUUCACUUGAGGAGAAACCUCGCUAUUCUCAAAAGGUCCAGGACAUUGAAAACAAGUUCACUGAGGAGUUGCAGCGCAUAAAGAAGCUUGUCGGUAAACCCCAUUUGAAGAAAUCUUUUUCAACAGAACAGCUCACUUUGAAGGCGAGACAGCGCCAGCCUUUCAGGAAAAUUGAACCUAUUCCCCUAAAGGUCCUUCAGAGACUACAAGAAAGGGAACGUUCUCAGUGGGCCAAAGAGCAAAAAGGACUCAAUCCGGGACAGCAAACGCUAGAGCAUCGGCAUUCUCAAAUCCAAAACAGCACAAGUACUGGUAUCACCAAUAUAAAAGACACCACAGAGUCAAUGCAGUUAUCUGACUUGCCGGGAGUACGAUCACUUCGAGAGUUUAGUCGUGUCAGCCCAGUUAAAGAAAUAAUUCAGAGGUCAUCAUCACCAGCGAUAUUCCUUCAACAAAUGGAAGACUCACCAAGUAAAACGGGUUCACUUAUACAAACGGUUUCAAGGAGCCAAGAAUCUCCGCAUAGCUCUGAAUUUCAGAAGCAAAUACAACAUAAUGAGACCUCGGGAAGAAAGACACCAAAAGAAAUGACAUUGAGAAAAGUGGAAAACAGGCCUGAAAGUCCACUAGUACAAAAAUGUGCUGUCACUGCUCAAGAUAUUAGCUGUCAAACAUCCCCCAAGCCCGCUAGGAUGAUACAAGCCGAUCCAUUGGAGGAAAAAUUGAAGGUGGAUCUCCCGAAACAAGCCCCAAAUAUAAAAAUCCCUAUGAUUGUUGUGGAAGGUGAAGGUGUUCCCGUGGGAACAAAUGAACCUCAACAAGCCAAACGACAACUGCAGAAGACCAAAGUCAAGCACCGUCGCCCACGACCAAUGUCUCCUGAAAUGGAUUCUUCAGAUGAUUCCUAUAUUUCUGCCGAAGAGGACCCGAUGGAAGCGCCUGUGUUUGAGUUUCCCCUUCAACAUACGGUCGCCAAAUGUGGCUCAGAUGUGCUGCUAAAAUGUAUCAUUUCUGGCAAUCCUAUUCCUGAAGUAACCUGGACAAAAGACAACUUGGAAGUCACCAUCUUUUCAAAUUAUGUCAUCAAAGUGGAAGGUGAAAGACACAGUUUACUCAUAAAAUCGGUCCAAAAGCGCGACGGUGGAAACUACAGCAUAACAGCUGUCAACCAAGAAGGCAAACUGACCAGUAACGCUACGCUCACAAUUAAAGAAGAACUUAUUCAGGAGCCUAAGGGUGUCCUGGGUGUUCCGAUGGACAUCAGCAGCCCCAUCACAUCGGACGAGGAGUACCUCAGUCCCCUGGAGGAAGCCAUAGAUUUUAGUUCUCAACAGCCAAUAAGGACACUUGACACCAAAUUCAAGAAAGCUCCUGCAUUUCUGGUAACAAUGACUGAUCAAGCUGUUGUUGAAGGACAGGAAGUCACCAUGUCUGUACGAAUAAGUGGUCAACCAAAACCUUUACUGUAUUGGUUGAGAGACAGAGUUACAGUGAAAAGUGGUCCCCGUCAUAUUGUACGGGAGACAGAUAACGGAACUUUUGAAAUGACCAUUAAGUCGGCCCUGAGGUCCGACGCUGGGAUUUACACGUGUAAAAUCAUCAAUGAGUUCGGAACAAAACAGUGUGAAGGCAAGCUGGAGGUAAAAGUACGAGCAGUUGAGCCAAGCUUGGCUGUCAUCCGGCCGGUGAGAGACAUUACAGCGAACGCAGGCGAGACUGUGCUAUUUCAGUGUCACGUCAUCGGGCCGCAAGACACAGACGUGGACUGGCUGGCCAAUGGGAAACUGAUCCAGCCUGCAUUACUCAACUGCAAAAUGCACUUUGAUGGAAGAAAAUGUCGCCUACUUCUUAAUUCAGUCCACGAGGAUGAUAGUGGGACAUACACCUGCAAGCUGAGCACAGCUAAGGAGGAAAUUACUUCAUGUGGAAAACUAAGAGUGAUUCCCUCAAUUGAGCCUCUCUUUACUCGCAAACUGGAUGUUCUGGAAGUCAUCGAGGGCCGCAACGCUCGAUUUGACUGCAAAGUCAGCGGGACCCCGCCGCCAAAGGUCAUCUGGACUCACUUUGAUCACACGCUCAUCGAGAGUGAGGAUGUUCGCAUUCUUCUGGAGAAUGGCCGUCACUCCCUCAUUAUCUCUCACGCGACCAAUGAUGAUGAAGGUUUCUAUACUGUGACAGCAACCAACAGUCACGGCGAGGCUGAAUGUUCUGCUGAACUCUACAUACAAGAGCCACGGCCGGCCAUCUCCUCACAGAUGGCUAAACUGGAGAAGAUGCCAUCCAUACCAGAGGAGCCUGAGGUCCCUGAGAAUGAAGUUGAGCGUUUCACAAUGCCCGACUUUAGCAAGCCCCUUUAUGAUCUGGAUGUCAUUGACGGAAAGGAGGCUGUUCUCAAAUGUAAAGUGGCUGGAUUGCCAUAUCCCACCAUUGCCUGGUUCCACAACAGCAAAAUAAUUGAAAGUACAGAGGACAGAAAGAUGACACAAUUUCGCGAUGUCCACAGUUUGGUCAUACGCUCAGUGAGUCAUGCGCACGGUGGUGUCUACAAGAGCGUAAUAUCUAACAAAAUAGGCAAGGCGACUUGCUACGCUCAUCUCUAUGUCACAGAUACUCUCCCUGAUCCUCCAGAUGGGACUCCAGUGAUAGAGUCUAUCACUGGUAAAGUGAUCACCCUGAGAUGGAAGAAGCCAAGGAGACUGGACCCUUCCAUUGAGCCCAACUCCUUGAUGUACGCCAUCCAGCAACAAGCCCUUGGCUCCAUCCAAUGGACAAUUAUCGCAUCAGGCCUGAAGGAGACCACCUACACCAUAAGCACAUUGUCCAAAGGUGUGCGCUAUUUAUUCAGGGUCUUGACCAUCGCCUCCAAGGCCUUGAGCAAACCCUCACCUGCCACAGACCCAGUGCAACUGCUGGACCGAGGUCCCUAUCUUCAAGAAGCUCCAGUGAUUAUAGAUAAACCAGAAAUUGUAUAUGGGAUGGAAAACCAGUCAGUAACCGUCACCAUCACCAUCAAUCAUGUCAAUGCUGCCGCCAUCUGGAAAAGGAGGGGAGCGGUUUUGGACAAUAAGCACGGCGUGUAUGAAAUGAUAAUGCCAGACGACGAUCAGCACACACUGAAGCUGACGGAAGUGAAGAGCGCCGACAUUGGAGAGUUGAUGUUUGUUGCAUCCAACAAGCAUGGGAGCGACAGCUGCACAUUCAGUGUGGAAAUGGCAGCUCCCCCAACAUUUGAGACUAUAAUGGAGGAUAUUGACGUUUGCGCUGGGGAGACCCCUCGCUUUGCUGUGGUUGUUGAGGGGCGGCCGAUUCCUGACAUACUCUGGUUCAAGAGUGAUAUUUUGCUUUCUGAGGGCAGCCAUUACACAUUUGUGUAUGAUGAUAACGAAUGUUCCCUGGUGGUCCUCAACGCUUGCCCCGAAGAUUCGGGAGUGUACACUUGCACUGCGAGGAACCUGGCAGGCUCCGUAUCCUGCAAAGCCGAACUCACCGUUCAUGAAGCUUUAAGUAAAGAGGAGCCGAUGGAAGACGAGGCGACCAUUAUGAGGAAAAUGCGACGACUGACUGACCAUUAUGACAUUCACCAGGAAAUUAGAAGAGGCACAUUUUCCUAUGUGAAACGCGUGACCAAGAAGGUAGACAAAACAGAAUACGCGGCCAAGUUUAUCUCCACACGGGCCAAGAAGAAAACCUCAGCUCUCCGAGAGAUGAGCCUGCUCUCCAAGAUGGACCAUGAGCGAGUUGUCUUCUUCCAUGAUGCCUUUGAGAAAAAGAAUGCAAUUAUCAUCAUCACUGAACUCUGCCACGAGGAGAUUCUUGACAGAUUUACACGGAAAUCUACACUCAUGGAGUCUGAUGUACGUUCGUGUAUCAGGCAAUUGCUGGAGGGAGUGGAUUAUCUUCAUCAUGUUAACAUUAUGCACCUUGAUAUCAAGCCUGAUAACAUCCUUGUGGCAGACGCACACAGUGAUCAGCUGCGAAUUUGUGACUUUGGCAAUGCAGUGGAGAUCACCCCAGAUGAGGCUCAGUAUUGCAAAUAUGGCACACCAGAAUUUGUUGCGCCAGAAAUUGUUAACCAGACCCCUGUAUCAAAACCGACUGAUAUCUGGCCAGUUGGAGUUAUUGCAUACCUGUGUUUGACAGGAGUUUCUCCAUUCGCUGGUGAAAAUGAUCGUAGCUCCGUCCUGAACAUCAGGAACUACAACGUAGCCUUUGAGGAAACCAUGUUUGCUAAUCUUUCUAGAGAAGCUAAAGGUUUCAUCAUUAAACUGCUUGUAGCAGACAGACUGAGACCUGAUACUCAAGAAUGUCUUAGACAUCCGUGGUUCAAGACUCUUAGUAAGGGGGCAAUUAUCUAUACUGAGGCAUUGAAGAAGUUUGUGUCUCGAAGAAAAUGGCAGCGUUCAAUAAUUAGCUACAAAUCUAAAAUGGUCAUGAGGUCCAUUCCUGAGUUGCUGAAUGAUUCUUCGAGUCACAUCUCCAUUGCAGUUCCGAGACACCACAAAGACAUUUCGCCAUUACCUUCAUCAUCCUCUGAUUCCGAUGAAGGCAUUGAUGAACUUCCCUUCAUUCCAAUGCCACUCAACAUGGAAUUCUCUGGAUCGAGGAUGUCACUUAAUGACAUCCAGACCAAUGAGAAGGAGUCAGGGAACCAGAAUGGAACAAGUAAACGUUCUGUGUCUGCUGUCCAAGAGACAACUGAACACGAUGCAGUUCCAAUGAACAAAGAAAGACUUGAAUUGACAGGUAAAAGUCUACAACAGGAAAGAACAAUGCAAGAUGAUAAUAUUGGUGCCUCAGAUGAAGAAUUACGUGCCAAGCUGCCUCAAAAAGCUCUGAAAAUAAAGCCUCUACAAAGGGGUUCCAGCAUGGAGUCAGAUAAACCUGAGGGUGUGAGACGAAAAGGAGAGCUGAGACGUGGAGGUUCAGCCGACAGUGCUUUGCUACUUCGGAUCACACCAGAGGAAGGAGUUGGAGGAAACCAAGAGGGUGGAAGAAAAGUUCUGAAGAAAGCUGCCUCGAUGGAACUACCAAAGCGAAGCACCAGUCCAGGAACUGCCAAGAUGAGCCAAGAAGAUUAUGCUCUGAAGCUAGAGUUGAUGAGGCAACGAUUGCUUCGUGGAGGUUCCAUGGACAAAAAGAUGAGUGGAUUGCGAGGUCCUCUAUUAGAGACAUUAGGAAUGGGUGAUGAAAAAGGUGCGAUUUCCUCAGAUCGCUAUUCUCGUACCACCCGCCUAGGACCUCCUUCGCUAACGAAAGCAGCAUCCAGUGACUCACCCAGAGACGACAUUUCCAAACCCAAGGUUUUGAGCAAAAGUGCUUCCUUCAGUCAAGGUGAUUCAGAACCAAUAGCUUUACACCGACGGUCAGGUGCUCCUCUUGAGAUUCCUUUGGCACAGGUGGAAGAGCGACGACUCAAGGAAGCUAUAUCUAUGUCAGCUCUCACCGAGCAAACAAAGCUAGACUCCUGCCCAGGAACUCCCCGAGAGCCUUCACCAAAACCGCCAACGCCAGAGUAUGUCCUGAAGGACAGUCCCAUUAAAACUGAAAGCAAGGAAUCAUUAAGGGAGAAAGAGAUAAGACCUGAUGAAACUAUUAGUGAAAAGAAAGAAGGGGUGGUUACAGACAGUAAUUUUGAUGAGAGGUCAAGUACAAGCGGCUUCUCUGAGAAGGACUUGAGCAUAUCAGAGGAGGUAUUAAAUGAAUCAGAGGUUGUGGACCACAUUGUUCCUUCACCAUCUGUUGCGGUCCAAAGCUCUGAAAUCGAGGAAAAUGUGGAGGAAGAAGUAGAGGCAAAAGAAAAAGAUGAAAAAGAACAACUACACAAACAGGUCAAAGCAAGAACAAAAGCUGUGUAUAAAGAAAAUGCACCUGAAGAAAUGUUACAUGGAAAAGAAAUAACGCCUGUUAAAUCAUCAGCUAGGAUUACCUCAACCUCAGUUAUUGUUAGACCAAUGCAAGAAUACUCUGACACAACAAGACAAGUUCCACCUCAUUCAACCCCUGCACAGGUGCUUCUUCCCGAUGGAAGGACUUCAGCAUAUGCUAGUAUUAUGCAGACAAUCAUCGUCCCUUCCCUUCAGCCUGUCAAUGGCCCACCACUCGGCCUGUCUAGCCCAGUUGAUGUCCUCAAUACUGCGUCAGUUCCUUCAUUAACAGAUGUAUUUGUAACUGCAUCAUCGCUACCCAAACCACACAUUGUGUCAACUACCGAGCAUCCGGCCGUAUACUCUCGAGUAGCCUCACCAGAAACCAUAGCAAAAGAGCCUAGUCUGCCAAACACGACCACACUUUCUCCUCAACAAUUUGUAGGAGUGGACCUAGAAGACAUUUCCUCUGAAGAGGUUUUCGAGGCCCGCUUCAAAAAACGUGACUCUUCCUUGACAAGAACUUUGAAAUUGUUGUCUCGAUCAAAGAAUGAGGACAAAUCACAUAUACCUUCUUCAGAUUCAACACAGUCAGGUGAGGUGGUAUACAGACCCGGUCCACUGGGUGCCCCACUGGAAUUGGCACAGAGGAAACUUGAGGAAAAGUCCAAGUCGGUCCAGGAUCUUCGUGAAGCUCAAAAAGACCAAGGUUUUAUGAGGAGGCUUUCCCUGCGAUUGAGGAGAACUCCAUCAACGGAACGCAAAGAGGAAGUGACCAAAGAAGAAGAUUCAGUGCCUUCAAGACACAGGUUAUCUUGGACUCUUGGAAGAAAAGGAUCGCAAGAUAAGAAGGAAGUGGAGAUGAUGCGCAUGGAUGGUGGAGCUGACAACGCUGUUGAAAAAGAGGAAAUGGAUCCUAAAAAGUCCAAUGAAUCUCCAAUCUUGACGAUGCGCAGGAAGAUUGAAUCAACAGUGGCCAGCAUCUCAACCAGAAUUCGCAGCUACUCAGAAGAAAGGAGAGCAUCAGAAGAGAAGGAACAAAAGAAGACGCCAAUUUUCUCCAUGCAUCGUCGGGCAACAUCAGAAAACCGUGGCAUAAAAGUUACCAAUGUACCUCAGAACCAGCUGGCAUUUCAGGCUGGCAGUGGAGCGCUAUCUGAGUCACUGGACUCAAUGUCCAGCUUAAAGUCAGACACGUCAAAGGGUGCCGAAGGGGAGCGAAGAUCUCGCUGGGAUCGAUGGGGUCUGACCCGAGGUAGACGAUCCAAGACCAUAUCACAACCUGAUAUACCCACGGCAAUUUUCAGAGAUACAAGUUCCCAACCGUCGCGCCAAUAUUCAAGACUGGCAUCCGAUUUUCCUCCAGUUUUCCACAUUAAGCUAAGAGAUCAUGUCCUGCUUGAGGGGGAUCCAGUGACGCUCAGUUGCCUGCCUGCAGGAAGCCCUCACCCACACAUCACCUGGAUGAAAGAUAAGAAACCCUUGGAGAUAGACGCAAGGAUGAACAUGAUAGCCUGCCCCGAUGGCCGACAGCUUCUAAUGAUCAUGCAGACCACCAAAAAGGACGCAGGGGUCUAUGAAUGUGUUGCGACAAGCCCCCUGGCUUCGAUUUCCAGCUCUUGCACAAUUUCCCUUGCACGUCUGCCCAAUCGACCUGGAACACCCGAGAUCCCUCAGAAGUACAACAACACAGCUUUGGUGCUGUGGAGACCCUCAGACACCACUGCGCCUUGCACAUAUUCUCUGGAGAGGAAGACUGAGGGAGAGACCAACUGGUUGAUGGUGGCCACAGGGGUGGAUGACUGUUACUACAAUGUGGUUGAUUUACCAGCAGGGGGCGCCUUCAGAUUUAGGGUGGCUUGUGUUAACAAGGCUGGCCAAGGCCCGUACAGCAACCUCUCUGAAGUAGUUCGUCUGGGUGCGUCAGAACCAGCCGAGUCCAGUGUACCAGUGGUAGUCAAGACUGCCCCGACCACAAGUCCUUCAGCCCCUGUGUUGAUGAUGUCAUCGAUGAUAAUCCCACCGAUGAAACCGGCUCCAAGUAAAGCCCUAACGCAGACACCUGUCCCACUUGCCCCUUCCUCAACUUGUCCCGCACCAUUAACAAAAUCCCCCUCCCCCAAAAACGCCCAGCCCACGGCACAUACUGAAAUGAAACAGACACUCUCCGUGAGUGUGUCCCCUUUUGUAACAGCACCAGCUCAGACCAACACGACUGUACAAACUGCAGCAGGCAAAGCAAAGUCCAUUCUCAGUGUCGGUGUGGGAAAACCUCAACCCAAGACAACACCUCCGCCCGUUGUCCCACCCAAACCCCAGACACCUGUAAAGGUAAUCAUUACCAGCAAAGCUCCCUCUCCUGUACCUCCACCCGCCCCCAUCAUUGGGAAACCCAUCUCCUCAGUGCCGAUGUAUGCGCCGACUGCCAGUGCUCUUAUUACACCAUCUUCUCAAUCCGUCGUCAUGCCAGCAAUCACCACUCCCUCAGUCUCUGCUGUGAAAGUCUCCCCACCAGUGGUGGUGUUGCAGAGCUUAACACCGGUGCUGAAAGGCAGGGACAGUCAUGCUACCCCCUCAGAGCAGGUGACUCCGUCGGGACGGGUCACCCCGUCAGGACGGGUCACCCCAUCUGGACGGGCGACACCCUCUGGACGAAGGACACCUCUCGGCAAGCCUGGAGAAGGGUAUCUCCGCCAGGGAGUUCCUCAGAAACCCUAUACAUUCAUGGAUGAGAAGGCCAGGGGCCGAUUUGGCGUGAUCCGGGAGUGCCGUGAAAAUGCUACGGGAAACCUAUUCAUGGCCAAGAUCGUCCCGUACGAAGCUGACACCAAGCAAGCAGUGCUGCAGGAAUACGACAUCCUGAAGUCGCUUCAUCACGACAGGAUCAUGGCGCUGCACGAGGCUUAUGUCACGCCACGCUACCUGGUGCUUAUCUCCGAGUACUGCAGUGGGAAGGAGAUGCUCCGAAGUCUCGUAGACAGGUUUCGUUACUCAGAGGACGACGUGGUGAGCUACAUUGUGCAGGUCCUCCAUGGGUUGGACUACCUCCACACCAGAAGAAUUCUCCACUUGGACAUCAAGCCCGACAACAUCAUUGUCACGCACAUGAACGUCAUCAAGAUCAUUGACUUUGGCAGUGCUCAGAACUUCAACCCACUUUUCCUCAAGCAGUUCAGCCCACCUGUUGGCACGCUGGAGUGCAUGUCUCCAGAGAUGUUGAAAGGGGAUGUGGUGGGCCCCCCAGCUGACAUCUGGUGCGUGGGUGUGAUCACUUUCAUUAUGCUGAGUGGCAGGUCGCCUUUCAUGGAAAAUGAUCCCCAGCAGACUGAGAUGAAGAUCCAUGCUGCGAAGUUUGACCUCUCCAAACUCUACCAAAACGUCUCCCAAAGUGCCUCACUAUUCCUCAAAAAGAUCCUCUGUAGCUACCCAUGGGCCCGGCCUUCAAUCAAGGACUGUUUCAAUAAUUCUUGGCUUCAAAACGCUUACCUGAUGCGUCUUCGUCGACAGACUCUUACCUUUACAACCACCCGUCUCAAGGAAUACUUGACCGACCAGCAGCACAGACGAGAGGCAGUGGCAACUCAGCAUAAAGUUCUCCUUCGAUCCUAUCAGAACUCUCCACAAACCCCUACCAGUCCCGUCCCACCGGCUCUACCGAUUUCCCCUGUCCCCCAUUAAAAUUACAUUUCUGAACAUGAGUUGCUGACACUGAAGAAGAACGUGAGGAGUAUCCACAGUGUUGGACAUUGAGUUGCUCGGUCAAGUCAAGCCUUCGGGUCUGAGUUGUUGAACUUGGUUGGCAAAAGACAAAAAACUGCAAGUUACACUUUGCCUGAAUCCUUUUUUUGUUUUGUUACCUACCUUAAUCUACCACAGGACGUUACCUCAGUGUUUGUAACUUUGAAUGUGUUUUCGGUUAAAUGCUAUUCUUAUACCUAAAAUGAUCUCAUGCAAUUUACAUGCUGUGAACAGCCCUUAAAAUAAAACAAUUUUAAGGUUAAUUAAUUUGUUACAGAGACAGAGAGUCCUUCAUCCUUUUUUUAAAAGCCUUGUGUUUGUGCUACCAGUAACAGUGAUUUAAAAUAUUGGCACAGUUUUAAAGACUUAGUUUGUUUUUUUAAAUCUGCACUGAGCUUAAAGGAUGCAUUGGAGGAUGUCCCACAAGGGCUGCUUAGAUUAAUACUUAGACUAGGACUCUUAACAUUACGGCAAGAAAUGAGUAUUUGAAUCUCAGGAGAUGUAUUUAUUUAAAAAACGUGCCAUUCUAAAAUAGGAACAGUUUGCUCUGGGUGAUAUUCUGUUCAGUCGCGGGAGUCGAAAAAAAAAUGUUUGGGUGGCUUCCAACUCACAUUAUUUGCUUCUUCUGCCUGCUUCAUAGACCAGCUUGGGUUCUCAAUAUUCACACUCACCUUAGAGUUCAGCAGUCCGUUGCUGGACUCAGUAUUUCAAGACCUACAUUUAUAUGCUAAAUUCAGAGAAAGUGUAUAAAUUUGUCCUGUUUACAACUUAAACUGAACGUACAUGAAAAAAACGGGGAUUUUUAAACUGGAUCGUAAACAUGCUGCUUCCACAUGACAAAAAAUGAGUGUAAUUUCAAAAAUUGGUGGGCAGAAUGCUAAGUGGAUUAGCCCGUGUGCCUGACAGUUCUGGUUCCGAGUUCCGAGUCUCUUUUCGUACAACUUCCUCCCACAUUUCAAAAAUAUGUAUUUUAAGUUAAUUGACGACUCUAAAUUGUCCUUAGAUGUGAAUGUGAGUGUGAAUGGUUGUUUGUCUGUAUGUGCCUUGCGAUUGACCAGUCUGGUCUCUACCCCACUUGUCACCCAAAGUCAGCUGAGAUAGGCUUCAGCCAUAGAAAAUGAGUGCCAUAGAAAAUGAAUGGCUGGAUAGCAUCAUUUUGCGUAUUCUUUUAUCGUUUCUAGAUACUGUAAUGAUUUUGCUUGGUAAACCCUGCCCCUUUUCUGGAGUUCUUUGUCAUUUCUCAAGUUCCUGUGUGGACAAGAAGCACCGAAGGAGUGUUUUUAAUCUAAACAACAAAACAUGCAAGUUCAGCAAGAGAAUGUAAUUUUGAGUUACACCCGCUACACCUUUGUAAUGUAUUGAUUGACGUAUAUACUAUAUAAUCACACAGCAGAGUUUUCUGAAAUAAUGAUGAUACACAUUUUGUAUGAAAUAUGAUUCUGUAUUUUGUGAACAGUGUGUUGCGGUGCCUCACGAUGGAUGAUAGACUCACAGAGAAAACAGUUCCUUUAACGAAUUAAUUGUUUUCUACUCUGAUGACUACUAUGAAUGUGACUUCUCUCUGUUUGUGGUUCACAUUUGUUUAUUUAUUGAGUGAUGGUUUGUUUCAGCUUCUGCUUUUUAUUUUUUGUGACUUGUUUUGGCAUGGAAAAGGGCAUGAUAGAAGGCUAUGCAAUAAAGAA
Molecule: messenger RNA, 12795 nt
Organism: Phycodurus eques (leafy seadragon)
Lineage: Eukaryota; Metazoa; Chordata; Actinopteri; Syngnathiformes; Syngnathidae
Gene: spegb
Product: striated muscle enriched protein kinase b
Exons: 41
Coding region: 407-11053 (3548 amino acids)
Biological process (GO): protein phosphorylation
Molecular function (GO): protein binding; ATP binding; protein kinase activity
Source: RefSeq, a predicted model, not a curated record